AAAUUUAUGAUUUUUUCCCCCAAAAUUCACGAGAAAGAAAAUCCCACAAACUCCAAAAAUCCCUUUUCUCUCAUCAUCGUCAUCAUCAUCAAUGCUCAUUGCCUUUUCAAUCCAAAUCCCUUCUUUUCGUUUUUUCUCUCCCUUUAUUUCUACUCUUCUUCUUCUUCUUCUUCUUCUUCUUCUUCUUCUUCUUCAUCCUUUCCGUUCCCUUGAUCUUCUCUUUUCCUCUCUCAUCUUGUAGAGAAUUAGAAAGUGGGCUUUCGCAUGGAGAAGAAGACUUAUCCCAUAGGUGAAGAAUUUUAUAUUCUAUAUGAAGAGGUUGGGCAGGGUGUGAGCGCUGCAGUUCACCGUGCUCUUUGUAAACCUCUUAAUGAAAUCGUCGCCAUCAAGAUUCUCGAUUUUGAGCGUGAGAAUUGUGAUCUGGCUAGCAUUUAUCGUGAAGUACAGACAAUGAUCUUGGUUGACCAUCCGAAUGUCCUUAAAUCACACUGCUCCUUUGUCAAUGGCCAUAAUUUGUGGAUUGUUAUGCCCUACAUGUCUGGAGGUUCAUGUCUUCACAUAUUGAAGGCUGCAUAUCCUGAUGGCUUCGAGGAGGUCGUGAUAGCAACAGUAUUGCGAGAAGUAUUGAAGGGAGUUGAAUAUCUUCAUAAUCAUGGACAUAUACAUCGGGAUAUAAAAGCAGGGAAUGUUCUUAUUGAUUCACGUGGUGCAAUCAAGCUAGGAGAUUUUGGUGUUUCUGCUUGCCUUUUUGAUUCAGGUGAUCGACAACGUGUGAGGAAUACAUUCGUGGGGACACCUUGCUGGAUGGCACCUGAGGUUAUGGAGCAAUUAAAUGGUUAUGACUUCAAGGCUGACAUCUGGUCUUUUGCCAUAACUGGGUUAGAGCUUGCCCAUGGCCAUGCUCCUUUCUCAAAAUAUCCUCCAAUGAAGGUACUGAUGAUGACCUUGCAAAAUGCACCUCCAGGCCUUGAUUAUGAGAGGGAUAAAAAAUUUUCAAAGUCUUUCAAGCAGAUGAUUGCUAGUUGCUUGGUAAAGGAUCCUUCAAAACGACCUUCUGCGAGUAAGCUGCUAAAGCAUUCAUUUUUUAAGCAAGCCCGGUCAAAUGAUUACAUUGCACGCACCCUUUUGGAAGGGCUACCUGUUCUUGGUGAUCGUAUAAAGGCACUUAAGAGAAAGGAAGAAGAUAUGCUUGCACAAAAGAAAAUGCCAGAUGGAAAAAAGGAAGAAUUAUCACAGAAUGAAUAUAAACGAGGCAUCAGUGGAUGGAACUUCAAUCUUGAUGAUCUAAAGGCUCAGGCAUCUCUGAUUCAGGAAUUUGAAGAGUCAAUUAGUGAAAUCAAUGAAGUAGGGAGCUCAAAUUCAUUGAAUGCACUUGAUGUGCAAGAAAAGAAAUUACAAGGCCAAAAUUCUUCAGAAAUUUCAGAUAUUGAAGAGAAUGCCUUGCUCCGGAGACAACCCUCCAUGAAAGCAAACGACACAGUAAAUGGUAAAAAGUCUAUCAAUGAAUCAACAAUUAUUGGUUCUUGCUCCCAACAUCAUUCUUCACCCCGCCAUGAUAAUCAAACUGAGAAUGGCUCCAGUGAAGAGGUUAAUUUGGAGAGCAGCAGAAGAAUUAUGGGGAAUACUCCUAAUACUAUCCAACAUAAAAGAAGUAUUUCUUCUAAUACCUGUAUUCAACAAGAAGUCGGUGUGCCUCUGAACAGAAGAGAGAGUUACGAGACAGAAAAGAAUGGUGCAAAUGGAAGUCCUGCAACGGGAAUGACUUCCCAGGCGGUAGAUGAUGUACUUUCUGAUUCUCAUUCUAAAGAUCCCAAGUCAUCAUCAAGUCCAGCAAUAAUUGAAGAGGAUCAGGAUGAGAAAGCGAAGGCACCAGUUAUUCAGCAGAAAGGGCGUUUCAAAGUUACUUCAGAGAGUGUCGAUUUAGAAAAGGCAGCAGCAUCCCCUAUUCUGCAAAAAAGUCACAGUAUGCAGGUUGGUAAUUUUGAGGUGAUUACCUCAAAUUGUGCUACUCCUCUACCUUCUAAUCUACCAACUCCUCUACUGACACCUCUGCUGACACCUCUACCUUCAUCUGAUGCUACACCAAUUAAUACUAGAUCUUCUAUGUUUCCAGUGUUGCACUCUGUUUUGCAGACAAAUAUCGUUCAAAGGGAUGAUAUUUUGACUCUAAUGAGGCAAAUCUCAACUGGAGAAUUUUCAGCUGAUGGCGUAGUUGAUGUCUCAGCGGCACAUAUAACAGCAACGGAGAAAUCUUUGCUUGAAGCAGCUCAUGAAAGGGAGAAGGAUUUACUUAACGAAGUAACUGAGUUACAGUGGAGGAUAUUACGGGCGAGAGAUGAAAUCCAAAGAUUAAAAUCAAACAAUGCAGGUUAAUGGUAGAGAUCUAAACAUCCCAGGGUUUGUGGAUUGAAUAUGAACAUGUGGAAUGGACAUAGAAAAGGCCUUGAAAUAAUCACUCUUAGGUGUACAAUAGAAGUAGAGAAGGAAAGGGGAAAAAAAAAGAAGGAAAAAACAAACAAGCAAAUGUCAUAUUGGGUGUACUUUUGAUAUCUACUCAACAAUUUGAACAAAUUUUCCUUUUGUAGAUUUAUUUAUUUUCAUUAAUUUCUGCAAAAUAAUGUGCAGAUUUAGUGAAAUUAUUGUUAGUGUACAUUAUUUUAGUGGUAGUUUAUGAAACUUUAUUUAAGUUUUUAAAA
This is a messenger RNA of Cucumis melo (muskmelon), 2696 nucleotides long. RefSeq lists its product as uncharacterized. The transcript is spliced from 21 exons. The record is from RefSeq and is a predicted model, not a curated record. The coding region runs from base 265 to 2373 and encodes 702 amino acids. Gene Ontology annotation, molecular function: protein serine/threonine kinase activator activity; protein kinase activity; ATP binding. Gene Ontology annotation, biological process: protein phosphorylation. NCBI's taxonomy places the organism in Eukaryota, Viridiplantae, Streptophyta, Magnoliopsida, Cucurbitales, Cucurbitaceae.